Molecule: messenger RNA, 786 nt
Organism: Gossypium raimondii (Peruvian cotton)
Lineage: Eukaryota; Viridiplantae; Streptophyta; Magnoliopsida; Malvales; Malvaceae
Exons: 7
Coding region: 27-593 (188 amino acids)
Source: RefSeq, a predicted model, not a curated record
GGGGGAUCUGCGCAUGCUUUGCCCUAAUGGGUAGCGAGCGAACUCUGCAAACAAGAAACAUGCCGCCUAGAAACAAGGCCGCCAAAAACAACAUUCAGGAUGGCGCCCUUCCUCAACAGCAAGAUUGCUAUGAAGGAGAACGGCUCAUUCACGUGCUUAAAUCAAUCCGAAGAGGGAUAGAGUCAGCCAGAGCGCUGGCUGGAAACUCCUUGCCUGAAAAAGUGUGGCUUAAGCAACAAUUUGCAAUCGGUGUUAAUGACGUAACACGUGUACUUGAACGGAUGGCAGCCAUUAUUGACGAGGGGAGCACUGCCCAAUCACCUUUUGUUAGACUUCAGGCUAUAUUGUUAGCUGCUGAUUGCAACCCAAAGUGGCUGACGAAGCACCUGCCAACGUUGGCUAAAUCAAGAAAGGUACCAUUGAUCAUUGUUAAAGAUGAUAAAAAGGGGUCCUUAAGAUUGGGUGAGCUUGUAAAGCUAAAAACAGCUGUUGCAAUUGGAGUAAAGGCUCGAGGAAGUGCUAUCAAUCAAAUCAUGGAGGAAAUUCUUGAUGGUGACGAACCCAAUCAAAGGGCUCUGCUUCAAGUUCAAUGACUUGCCAGUUUUUUUUUUUUUUUUUUGCAGUCAGAAUGGAAGGAAAGAGCUGUCUAUUAUUAUUAUUUUAUUUUAAUUCUAUGUUGUUAUGGCCCCUAUGGUAAUGACAGGGAUUUAAAAUGUAGAAAUUGAUAUCUACGAGAAACCAGCAGAAAAGCCUCACAUGAUUGAGAUCUGUUGUUUGUUUGAAAAA